Molecule: messenger RNA, 287 nt
Organism: Strongyloides ratti
Lineage: Eukaryota; Metazoa; Nematoda; Chromadorea; Rhabditida; Strongyloididae
Exons: 1
Source: RefSeq, a predicted model, not a curated record
AAAGGUUGACAGAGUCAGAAAAAUUUAAAAAUAUUGCUAAGGAAGCUAGGAAAACUACUAAUAAAACCAUAAACUUUGAAGAGGAUCGAUCUAUUGAAGAUCAUCAAAUUAAAGAAUUAACAGAGCUUGUCACUGUUUUGGCCACCCAGGUACAAAAACUUGUCAAAAUUCAAGCCGAUACGGAAAGGCACAGCAACAAUAUAAAUACUGCUACACAAGCACAGGCUGAAAUUGCACGAAAUGUCGUCAUUAAAGAAUACAAAUCUGAAGAAAACUUUGAAGAAUGA